Messenger RNA from Microcebus murinus (gray mouse lemur), 9980 nucleotides. The record is from RefSeq and is a predicted model, not a curated record. Lineage: Eukaryota; Metazoa; Chordata; Mammalia; Primates; Cheirogaleidae.
UAUAAAUAUCAUUUCUAAUUUUAAAAACUAUGUAUUUCCAAAACCAAAAAAAGUUUGGAACAAAAAAUAAUGAGAAGAGUGAUGCUGUUUUACACUUGUUGCAAAUCUCUUUAAUGCCUAGAAUAAUACGAGGCAGCUGGAUUCUCAUAUAUGCUUCUACAUUCACUCUGUCAUGUAGCCUCUGGGAAACCCCAGUGUUUACUUGUGAGUAAAUGAGAAUACAAAAGUUAAAUAUCCCUUUACUAUUUUGAUAAAACUAGUUUUGACUUUGAAAAUCCCUUGAAAAGGUCUCAGGGACCUUCUUAAUUUUUCUGAGCCUUUUAUUUAUUAAAUAGGAAUAAUAAUAUUUGACUUCCUAGAGUUCUUGUAAGAUCAGGUAAGAUAAAAUGUGUCAAUCACAACGUCUUACACUCAGCAGAUGUCCACACCUGCUCUCUCCCCUAUUCUAACCUCUAUGCAAAAUUAUUUAGAUAUUUUCCCCUUAGUAUUUUUCUUAACUUGAAGUGAUAUUGGUAGUUUGUUAAUAAGGUAGUUCCCUUACAUAGACUAUUAAUAAGCAAGCUAAAAGUAUAUAAUAAAAAUUGUUUUUAUACUUCUUCUUUCAGGUAUAGAAUAAAAAACCAAUAGUAUUUGAGGGGAAAAUAUUGUCUUGCUGCUGUUAUGAUAGCUGUGGAGUAGGAAAAGAUGUCAGUUCAUUUAAACCAAGUGGUUUGAUUUUCUUUUUUUUUUUUUGAAGAGUCUUUACUUCAGCAUAUUUUUUUUUCAAUGCAUAAUGCAUUUACAGAAAGAUUAAAAGCUGCAAUGUGAAAUGCUAAUACUGAGCUGAUGAAUAGCAACAUUGAAGUAAAUGAUAAAUUCAAGUUCCCCAGUGGUUGAUAUUUUGAGAAGAGAAAAUUCUGUUAUACAUUUUAGGAACAAGGAAUUAGAAAAUGGCAUUUUUCAAAAAUUUUCAGCAGAAUCUGCCUUCAGUGUCGUCUCUGGUAGACACGAUCAGUAGUGCUGUAGAAGAUUUGACCACUGCUGUUGGGGAGGUCAGCUAUGCUUUAACUGACUCAGUUGCUGAGCAGGUAACAAGUUUGAUAAGUGGCUUUCACCCAGAAGAGGAAACCUCCGCAACAGAAGAAGCUGUAGAUACUUCUAAACAAAAAAAUACCAUGUUAACAGAAGUCUCUCAAAACACUAAUUGUCAGAAAACACAAUCCAGUUUAGAGCACAGAGCAAAGCAAAUAAAUUCUUAUAAUACUUUAGUUUCACAAAAGCAAGAUCAAGGAAUGCCUGAAGAAAGAGUAUUUAAACAUAUUAAUGAUAGGCAACAGACUCUGUCAGAAUAUCAAGAAACCAGUAAUAUUAGUGAUUCUUCUUUGAAAGGCCACAUGAGUAAUGGUGGGAUAUCAGUUAUGAAACAGAAUACAAGGGCUGGAUCUACUUGUCAAGAAGUUGGUAGUGACAGAUGUGAAAAAAUUGGAUUAGGAAUCUCCAAUAAUGGUAAGAAUGGUUUAGAGGAGGUAAGAUACCGAGAAAUAAAAGGAAAUCAGAAGAAUUCCAACGGGAUAAACAUAUAUGAGCAAAAGAAAUGCAUUGAUCCAGAUAAUCAUGAACUAGAAGAAUAUAGUAAACCUCAACAUGUAUUUUUGGGAGGAAAUAAAGAGAAAAUGGGGUAUUUCAAUAAAUAUAAGCAUCUUACUCAUUUAGGGCAUUCUGAUCAUUUAAAGAAAGCUGAAAAACAUAUUAAAAGUAAAGGAUUUACAGGGAAUGAGUGUUCAGGAAAUGAAUAUUCUACAAAAGAUACUUGGACAAGCAAUAGACGUAUGAUACAGAAAUCCUUUAUGAAAGAACAUACACAUCCGGCAUCAUCAACUAAUUCUAAAGAUAAGUUAUCUGGAAAAAUCAAGGAACAGAUAAAUCCAGCAAAACACUACAAAGUGAAAGGAGAAAUAGAAACAAAGAAAAAUGAAACCAUUUUUGCCAAGAAAAGAACAGCAAAGAGUAAAGAUGAAAAAUAUUCUAAGAUAAUACCAGAAAAAGAUAAUUCCUACAUGGACAAAGAUGAGCAUGGCUCAUCCUCUGAAAGUGAAGAUGAAGCACUGGGUAAAUAUCAUGAGGCCUUAUCCAGAACACACAAUUCCAGACUACCAUUGGCAGAUGCUAGACAAAAGAACUAUGCUUGGGAAACAAGACAGAAAUACAGUCCUCUGUCUGCAGAGUAUGAUGGAUACAGUAGUGAAGCAUCAAUAGAUGAAGGAAACUGCAUUCAGAGAAUGAGAAGAACACCCCCACUGGAUGAACUGCAGCCACCACCCUAUCAGGAUGACAGUGGUUCUCCCCAUCUCUCAUGUACACCCUCUGAAAUUGGGGACAGUAAAUGUGAGUUUUCCCACUGCAGCAACAGUCCAAGAUGCUCAUAUAACAAGUGCCCAAGUGAAGGAAGCGCAGGUCAUGAAAUAGAAAGUUUUCAUAAUAAAGGAUAUGAAGAAGAUGUUCCAAGUGACAGCACUGCAGUCCUGAGCCCUGAAGAUAUGUCAGCUCAAGGAUCAUCUUCACAGCUUCCUAAACCUUUUGAUCCUGAGCCAGAAGCUAAAUAUGGCACACUGGAUGUGACUUUUGACUAUGACUCACAAGAACAGAAGCUUCUGGUAACAGUGACAGCUGUCACAGACAUCCCAACUUAUAACAGGACAGGUGGCAACUCAUGGCAAGUACACCUUGUUCUUCUACCUAUAAAGAAACAGAGAGCAAAAACCAGCAUCCAGAGAGGACCAUGCCCUGUCUUCACAGAAACAUUUAAAUUUAAUCAUGUUGAAUCUGAGAUGAUUGGAAAUUAUGCAGUUCGGUUUAGACUGUAUGGUGUACAUCGCAUGAAAAAAGAAAAGAUUGUGGGGGAAAAGAUUUUUUAUUUAACAAAAUUGAAUCUUCAAGGGAAAAUGUCAUUGCCUGUGAUAUUGGAACCUUCUUACAAUCAUUCUGGCUGUGACUCCCAAAUGAGCAUGUCAGAAGUAUCCUGUAGUGAAAGUACAUCCUCGUGUCAGUCUCUUGAACACGGCUCAGUUCCAGAAAUUCUCAUUGGCCUGCUUUAUAAUGCCACAACUGGAAGACUAUCAGCAGAAGUGAUAAAAGGCAGCCACUUCAAAAACUUGGCAGCAAACAGACCACCCAAUGGACUGUUCUGUUGUCUAAAACACUUGAUAGGUGGACAGGUUUAUAUAAUCCGAGAUACAUAUGUUAAGUUAACUCUACUGAAUUCCAUGGGUCAAGAGAUGUCCAAAUGCAAGACAUCCAUCCGCAGAGGGCAGCCAAAUCCAGUAUACAAGGAAACUUUUGUUUUUCAAGUGGCCCUAUUUCAACUUUCUGAUGUGACACUCAUACUGUCUGUGUAUAACAAACGCAGCAUGAAAAGAAAAGAGAUGAUAGGCUGGAUUUCUUUAGGUCUGAACAGCUCUGGAGAAGAAGAACUCAAUCACUGGACUGAAAUGAAAGAGUCAAAAGGACAGCAAGUGUGUAGAUGGCAUGCCUUACUAGAGUCCUGAUGGAUAGGAUAAGCAAGCGGCUGUGCUCCAAGGCAGCAUAUUUCUGAUUGCAACAUUACUGUUUUUACCUAGUCACCGUUAGAAGAGCUAUUCUUUGAAGAAUCAUAUUCAACAUUCUACCAACAUGCUUUCAAUUUUGUGGAAAGAACAGCUAAUACUGACAUAAAUGAAGAAGAGAUAUGUCUCUGGUAGAGCUUGUUUGGGAAGCCAAAAAGCUUGCAUCAUCAUUGUUAAACUAACAAUCCUCCAGAGAUUCAAUAACAUGUUUUUGAUUUGAAGUUAAUUUUAAUUUAGCAAAAGAGCCAGUAAUUUCAUACAAAAUCAAAAUUAGAAGUGAUUUUAAAGAUCAGAAGUUUAGUUGCAACACUCUUUUAGUAUCACCCUGCAUACUAUUUAUAAAACAUUUUGACUGGCCAGUCCCUGGUGUUUAUAAUGUUCUUUAAUAUGAAAAAGUAGUUCUCCAACCAACUGGUCUUAGUUCUCCAAGUCAUAUGUACUGGUGAAGGUUUCGGUCAGAUUGAAAAUUGUUUUAUUUCAAAUAUGUUCCCUUUGUGCACUUAGUUUCAUCGUGCCUCAGUUCUUCUCAGUAGCACUAAAUCUAAGUGCAAACAAGUAUUCAUUUUCAUACAGGAAUUUUAAAAAUAUGUUAUUUUUUAACAUGUUCAUUUCUUCAUUUGCCUCUGCUUUUGCCUGAUCCAAAGAGACCAAGUCACUGCACUGGUCCCUUGCAAGUCUUUUAGACAGGUUGUACUGUAGAACUAUGUAACUUUCUGUUGAAAGCACUUCCUGUAUUCUUGUAUUCCAAUGUAGGAAGCUAAUAGAGCAGGACUUUACUUUAAAAUUUCUUUCAGUGAUCAACUCUUUAAAAUUACAGUAAUGUGAAAGUACAUUUUUUACAAACUGAAAACACAGAUAAGCUGUUGAAAAUUGAAAACAAUUCAAGUUAAAGAAAAUUUUAACUAUCUGCUCUGAAUAUUUAGUAACCAACACUGCAUAAAGCAGAUAGCAUUCAAAAUAAGAAACUGUUCUCUCUCUAAAUCUUCACUCUUACUUCAAUUUAUAUUUGUGAUAUAAAGACUAUCCAGUGCUCAGUUUGAAUCAGAACAUCAUGUUAAAAACAGUUCUGAAAUUCCUUACGAAGUUUCUAGUGACUUGUGACUAGAUUUUAUGAAAUUUACAGAUAACGUUCUUCAACGUGAUGUCAUCUUGUGCCUUUCAUGUAAGUUAAAUUUGCUCAUACAGCUCGAAAGUUGUAUUUGCAAAAUUAGGCCUUCGAUUUUUAUAAAUGUAAAGAUUCCUCAGAACAGUGUCACAAGAUCUUUAUUUCCUCUGAAGUAUGUAAAAGUUGUAUAAUGUACUAAUUUUUUAAAAUGGCAAGGCACUUUCAUUUGUUGUUUUUAUAUUUAGGAACUCUAAUCAGGAAUAUUAUAAGCUGUUUUCUUUUUAAUUUUGCUUCUUACCUAAUAUAUAAUUAAUUUUAUGCAUCUACUUAUUAAAUAGACUAUGUUUUGUAUAUAUGGAAAAUAUUUUUUCUUUCUCAUUUCUAGUUAAACUAGACAAAAACAUACUAUUUACCAAUUCCUAAAAUGCAGUAUAUCAUUGUUCCUAGUCCCAACUGAGUACUAUAUAUUAUUGUAAACUAGAACUUGUUAUUACCAUAAUAACAAAACCAUGCAUAGAUAUUAUUACUUCAGCUUGGCUGUAGUGAAAGGCCUUAAAAGAAAUCCAAAAAGACCUGUGUUUUUUAGUUUAAAAGGUGGCAGCUCUAUGUAUUCAUAUACAUGAAUUAUAAGAAAAAAUACAAACGCUAUCUUGGGUGACAUGAGGUUUGAGAAUGUAUAUUAUAGAGUUACAUUAAAGGGAAAAAUAUAUCCUUUUGUUGUUACAUCAAUAAGCUUUUCCCAGGGUUUAUUUAAAUAAAUGAGUUAGAUUAAGAGUUAGAACAUGAAUCAAGUGGCAAAAUAUCUCAUUUAAGUAUUUUCAACAAUAGUAUGGAAAAAGAUUUGAAGGGAGGAUGUAGAUUUUACUGAGAAAUUGGACUUAGGCAUUUGAUGCUACAAUUACCUUUUUUGGCUUUGAAACAACUGACUGCAUUGCUAACAACUGGUAUCUUCCUAAUAAAAAGAGUUAUCAGUCUCAUUUGUAGCUAUAACAGAGUUUAAUCAAACACAUUAAUAAGACCAGCUUGGUGCUUUCACAUUUAGUGAGAAAAAGACCUAACUAAUUGUUAUUUGUUAAAUCUACCUUUUUUCAGACUAUGCCCAGAAUUGUGUGAUUUGAUAUAUCCUUAGGGGUCUAUCUGGUAUAAGUAUCAAAUCCUUCAUGGCCUAAAAAUUAAUCAUCAGUUUCUAAAAAUUUCAGGAAAGACCCUACCUCCACCCCAGCUGCCAAGUCCUCAAAGAUUAAAAAUUAUCUGUAUUGGUGUGUAUGUCUGUAUAAACACCUGUACACACAGCAUAUACAUGUAUAUGUUUACGUAUGUGUAUAUUUAUUUGUAAAGGUGAAGCUGCCCUGGCUUUUUCAGUUACUGAAUAGAAAAAUAUUUCUCAAGUUUAUGAAUUAUUUUUCUCCUUUAUAUAUUUACAAGAUAUUAUAUUUGGUUUUGGGUGCUAUCUGCUGCCAGUCUCCUCCACACAUAGCAAAAUAUACACCUUUUUUCCUGUAGAGUGACACAACUUAGAGUAAUUACUUCCCCAAAAUUGUCUGUUCUUUUAGAAAAGGAUUAAAUAGGGCUCAAGAGACCCACUUCACUCUCAGAAUCUAAUGUACAAGAAGACAAUACUACUGGUUUUUUGUGUGCCUGAAUUUGCAUGAAAGCUUAAAGGCAAAAUCUUUAUAUCUCAGUAAUUAUAGCAAAUAGGGGCCCACGGGUGGGCAGCAGGUGCUGGCUCAGAAACUUGAGAAUGACAACCCACUUUCUUAUUGUUCUGUUAAAAUCUUCUAAAUUUUAUAAUAAAAUGAGAUAGUCCAAAUAUGACAAUUGACUGGCAUUUAUGGGAGCCCGUGAGUCUGGAAUUAUAGGCUUUAUUUAUCUCCCGAAUUAGCUGCAGGAUAUAGUUAUUGCUGCCCAGGAAAGAAAAUGUAUGUCAAGUCAGUAAAGAAUUUGCUUAGUAUAAUAUCAUCUUACCUUUCAGAAGCUUUCUUCUGUAAUCUUGUGUCUUCAGUACUAACCACAUUUUGUUUGAAAUCUGUUUGCAUAUUGUCUUGCUGUGCAUUCGGUGAAUUCUCAAUAAUGCUGUAUUUGCUGACAAAAAUAAUAAAUUGGACCACAAUUUAAAAAAAGAAAAACCAAUGAGAAAAUAUCUAAACCAUUCUGAUUACUAUACACAUGCUUAAAUGUAGGGCCAGGUAGAGCAGCUUCAUCUAAUCUAGUGCCAGGGGCUGUAUGCUAAAUCAUUUGCUUGAAAUCAUUAUUAUUUUCAUUUUACUUACCAAGUGAAUCAGAAGCAUGAUCAAUGACUGCAAAGCAAGAUAGUACCAACAGGGGAAGAGAUAAGAGAAUUGAGGAUGUUCUUCAAGGUUAAGGUAUGUGGGGAGAUCGAAUGAUAUCAUAGUCUUUUCAGUGAACAAAAAUGUAGGCUAUUGAAAGUGUAAAUUUUAGACGGAGUAAGAACAGCAGUCACUAAAAACAUUUUUCAAGGUCCCUCUCCAGAUUUGAAUAGGAAGGAUACAAAUUUAUUGCAUAAAAUUGUCAUUUGCCUACAUAAACUAGACAGUCCAUUGAGAUUUUUCACACUGAUUUAUUGUAGUUAUUAUGAUAUUAUUUCACAUUGAUAUUAUUCAAACAAAAGUGUUCAUAGUUCUUGUCCAUCCACUGUCCCCAAUUCAUCUGUGGCCUGCAUGGAAGGUAGCCAUCAGUAUCAUUAUUACCAACCAAACUCAAUAUUGAGCACAAGGUUAAGCAUGCUGCAAAGCAUUUUCUAAAGCUAAUUUUAAAACAUCAUCUUUGCUCCCCAAAGUGUUGAAUAAUGAUAGUGGUGACGGCUACAAUUUACUAAGAUCUAGCACAAUAAUUUAUUAUUUUGUUUGAUUUUUCACAACAAUACUAUGAGGUAAGUAAUAUUAUCAACCUUUUGUCAGUGAAGAGACUGCAGCAUAGAUACGUUAACCGACUUUCCCAAAGUCAUCCAAUAAGUAAGUAGUAGAAGUGGGAUCGGUACCGGGGCAUAAAUUACUCUAAAACUCACACUAUGCAUAUUGCAGGUGCAUCCCUGUUUACUAGAUGCAAAAAAAACAAAAAACAAAAAAAAACAGGUAGGGCAACAUUUCAUUCAUCAGUAAUCCCACCCACCUUAACUGAAUGACAGAACUGAGGAGUAAAGAACCAGCUGGGGAAAGAGAAAAGACAAAGAAGAAAAGAUCAGAGAUUUUUUUCUUCUUGAUAUAAAAGGGUACUUUUGUGUCAUACUUUGUAGGUGACUUUGAUUUUCAAAGACUUGGGAUUAAUUUUCUCUUCCAGUUUAGCCAAUACUUACUUUACGAAAGUAUAUUAAUCAAUUUGUUCUGCUCCUUGACCACUUUUGGGAAUCCAAGGUAUUUUAAUUGCAUAUGACCUGCUUUCUACCCUGUGAAGGACAGAGUCUGCGUCUGUUAGUCCAUAUCUUACUCAAAAUGAGAGGAAAAACUCUUGUCUUCCACUGUUUUCUCAUUGCAAUUUAUUUAUGUUUCUUCUAUUAAGAUUUGAUAAGAAUUGUAGCUAGUUUUGUUACAUAUGUCUCUCUUUCCCCUCAGGUAGUAGUAAAUGCCUUGUCAUCUUUCUGUGCCCCUUUUCUCAUAGUAGCUAGACAAUAAAUAUUGAAUUGAAUAUUAAAUUCCCUAUGGAAGAAAUCAAUCAUACUGUUACAUGAGUCUCAGUUUUUCAUGAAUCUUGUGUUAUACAUGGAUUUAUUUAUUCCUUCUUUUAAUAUGUUAAUAUAUUUUUAAGAGUACCAGCCAUAUGCCAUGUCCUGUUCUAAGUGAUACAGAUGCAGAGAUAAAUUAGUUAAAGGAAAGUCUUUGCCCUCAUGGAACUUGCAUUCUAAGGAAGGAAGAUAGCCACAGAAAGAUGUCAUUUCGGUCUAACAUAAUGAAGCAUUAGACAGAGGCAUGUGUAGAGUACAACAUGGAGUUCAGAAAAAUCAUCCUGGAGAAGAUAAUCCCUGAGUUGGUUAUCUAAGAUGGGUUAGAUCCCAUCAAACUCCUGGACGCUUGCUCUUUCCAAGGGCAAAAGAUAAAAUAGUGGUUUCCAAACUAAAGUGUACUUAAGAAUUAUUUGGGGGAGUUUAACUUUUAUUCCAAAACUCCACCUCCAGAAAUUCUAUUUCAUUUGGUCUGGAGGGAAGCCCAAGAAUCUCUAUUUUAUUAAGCUCGCCAGGAAUGCUGUCUAAGAUAUAUUGGUAUAGAAGAUUGAGCUCAUUACAUAAAAUUAUUGAUAGCAAUGUUUCUGUGCCCAUAGAUUAGACCUUAAAGUGUGAUAGUGACAAAUAAGAGAAAGUUUAAGAUUAAGAUAUUGAUCUUUUUCUUGUGCUUCCUCAAAAAGAAAGAUGUUUAAUGAAAACAUAAAAAGUAACAUUUAAUAAUGAGUUUCUAUACAUUCACAUUCAACAUAAUUUUUUCAAAGUGUUCCUUGGUACAAUGAGUAAAUAUGCUGGUUUUUAUGAAAUAUGCUGGUUUAUGAUUUUAAAAAAUUCUUUUUUAUUAUUGCUUAAAUAUUUCCUUCUAAGCUUUUUUUUAACAAUGAUAAGGCAAACAGAGAGUCUGAGGAGAUAUUUAUCUAAUAACUUCUCUGUCCGUAUUCUAAAUGAAGAAAGACUGACCGUGCAGCAAAUGUGUGAGCAGCCGUAGGCGGUGGCACUUGCGCGGUCUUGUGUAUAGGAAGCUUUCCUGCUCUCUGUCAUCAUCCUAAAUGGCCUCGUUGUCAUCACACGCAUCAGAGGGACUUUGGUCCUGGAUGCUUCACUAGGGACAGUGGUGUCUCUGGCACUAAUCUCUAGCCCCUCGAUUGCUUCGUUUUUUCUUGAGGUCUUUUAUUUCAAACAGCAAGUGAAUAGGGCAGCCUCAGGACACCCUCUUGCUCUCAGAAUCAGUGCUCUGGAGAAGGUGCAUCUGAGUCCCUGUUGUCCCUCAUUUAAAAUGUGGCCGUACUUCCUUCUGCGAUGUAGUAUUGCACAUGAAUAUAUUUUAUAUUUUGAACGUUUUCUUUUCUCCCCACAGAUCUGUGGUCAACCUACUGAAAAACAAGGUUUUAUUUGAAAUAAUGUUGUUAUGGAAUCAGGCUGUUUUGUGACUGCUGGUGUAUCACCUGUGCUUGAUCUGGUCAUAUAGUUUGAAUUCUGGUUAAUAUCAUUUUAAUAUGAUAGUGUUUGAUGGACUGGAAUUAAUUAGUCCAUUAUCAAAAAUGAAUGUAGGCCGGACGUGGUGGCUCACGCCUGUAAUCCUAGCACUCUGGGAGGCCGAGGCGGGCGGAUUGCUCAAGGU